Messenger RNA from Lemur catta (Ring-tailed lemur), 3115 nucleotides. RefSeq names its product TATA-box binding protein associated factor 5 like (gene TAF5L). Gene Ontology annotation, molecular function: transcription coactivator activity; protein binding. The record is from RefSeq and is a predicted model, not a curated record. Gene Ontology annotation, biological process: regulation of DNA-templated transcription. Bases 1268 to 3037 code for a protein of 589 amino acids. NCBI's taxonomy places the organism in Eukaryota, Metazoa, Chordata, Mammalia, Primates, Lemuridae. The transcript is spliced from 4 exons. Gene Ontology annotation, cellular component: histone acetyltransferase complex; nuclear protein-containing complex.
AAAUAAACUUUUUUAAAUGUUUAAGGAAAAAGAUAACAGACUUCUGGAAAAAGUAGGAUUUUAAGUCUUAAAAAAAGAAUGGAAGAACUCUCAAAGGAAAACACUAAUGCAUGUGACUGAAACUGAAAAUGUAAACAGAUCCAAAUAAAUGAUCAAAACCAGAUCUCCCUCACAGAAGAAACUGGGAACCCUUGAUUUUAAGAAUGUGACUUUGGUGGGAAUGACCGUGUGUGUCCGGGUAUGUUGUGUGCUUCCCAGGACGGACACCGUGUUUUCGUCCCAGAGGGAAAGUGUCUCUACGUGACAGAAGAGAACCCAGAAAACACGUCCAGCUGUCGCCAGGUGUCUGGACUGCAGAGCUCCUUACUCUGGCAAAACAGCGCUGGAGGCCGUGGCAGCACUAGGGCUUCCUGGCAUUCUGGAUAAUAAAUUCAUCAGUCAAGGGAAAUAGUCCCUUUUUUCUUCUUGUUUUUAUUUCUAUGAACGCUCAAAUUAGGUUGAAUUAUUUAAAAAUAAUUUACCCCCAUUCAGCUCACUUCCUACUACUCUCCUUUCUCAUAGGAAUUUAUGAGACAUACUCUAACAUGUAUAUAUAGCCUUUGGCUGUUUUGUUGCUUUUCUGUACUUGUAGUUUAGAUAAAGAGCGAAAGAGGUAAAUAAUAUGAUUAAAAUGAAAAUACAUUGUUCAAAUCCUUGACUUAGUGCUGGCAGCCUUUUCCUUACUAUUAAGAAAAAAAAUAUUACAGUCCCUUUCUCCAUUAUUAACUUCAUACUCUGUCAACAUCUAUUUAUCCAGUUUCUGGAUUUCUCAGGUCUUUGAUUUUGUACUGCCUCCUGCCAGCUUUUUCGGCUGGUUCACUGCUAAUUAACACCUUUCUCACAAAGUGGGCAGGAGAAAUAAAAGGCCCUGAAAUCUACACUGGCCCUGUUUGCUCCUGGUUAGCAUCUAAUGAAAACUUCCAUGGGGCUGAUUGAAAUCAUGGUAUUAAGCAGAGUUUGGAAGUGAUGUGCGGGGUUUAUUGUCCAUGCUGUUCCUAUUUUCCAUAAGCGAUGUUGGCUGCACUGCUUGGAAGGACAGGCACAACAGCAGGGGGAGCACCAGGCUGGUGCCAGGGCACUUGGACUUGCACCUUGCCCAGGCCACUCAGCUAGCCGUGUUGCUGGGCUUCCUCCGCUACGUGUUGUACCUGUCUGUGAUGUGGUUGGAUUGGUUCCUCUCCCAGGCCCCUGACGCUUUGGCAUCUUGGGGUUCCCUCCCCUAAAGGUCAUGAAACGAGUGCGCACCGAGCAGAUUCAGAUGGCAGCGUCCUGCUACCUCAAACGCCGGCAAUACAUGGACUCAGACGGUCCCCUGAAGCAAGGACUGCGGCUAUCACAGACUGCUGAGGAGAUGGCGGCCAAUCUCACAGUUCAAUCAGAAUCUGGUUGUGCCAACAUAGUGUCUGCAGCCCCUUGCCAGGCAGAACCCCAGCAAUACGAAGUACAGUUUGGACGACUGCGGAAUUUUCUCACUGAUUCUGAUUCCCAGCAUAGCCACGAAGUGAUGCCUCUCCUCUAUCCUCUCUUUGUCUACCUCCACCUCAACCUGGUCCAGAAUAGUCCGAAGAGCACAGUGGAAAGUUUUUACAGCCGCUUCCAUGGAAUGUUUUUGCAGAACGCCAGCCAGAAGGACGUCAUCGAGCAGCUGCAGACCACCCAGACCAUCCAGGACGUCCUGUCUAACUUCAAGCUCCGAGCAUUCCUAGAUAACAAGUACGUGGUCCGCCUCCAAGAAGACAGCUACAACUACCUUAUCCGCUACCUCCAAAGUGACAACAAUACUGCCCUCUGCAAAGUCCUGACCUUACACAUUCAUCUUGAUGUGCAGCCUGCCAAGAGAACAGACUACCAGCUCUACGCCAGUGGCAGCUCCUCUCGCAGUGAGAGCAACGGCUUGGAGCCCCCUGACAUGCCCAGCCCGAUUCUGCAGAACGAGGCUGCUCUGGAGGUCUUGCAGGAGAGCAUUAAGCGUGUCAAGGACGGGCCUCCCUCCCUCACUACCAUCUGCUUCUAUGCCUUCUAUAACACAGAGCAACUGUUGAACACUGCAGAGAUCUCCCCUGAUAGCAAGCUGCUUGCUGCUGGGUUUGACAACUCUUGUAUAAAACUUUGGAGUUUACGAUCCAAGAAGUUAAAAUCAGAGCCCCAUCAAGUAGACGUGUCCCGCAUCCACUUGGCUUGUGAUGUUCUGGAAGAGGAGGAUGAUGAGGAGGAUAAUGCAGGCGCAGAGAUGAAGGUACUGCGGGGACACUGUGGACCAGUGUACAGCACGAGGUUCCUUGCAGACAGCUCAGGGUUGCUCUCCUGUUCUGAAGACAUGUCCAUCCGGUACUGGGACUUGGGCACUUUCACCAACACUGUGCUGUACCAAGGACAUGCCUACCCUGUGUGGGACCUGGACAUCAGCCCGUACAGUCUGUACUUCGCCAGCGGGUCCCACGACCGCACCGCCAGGCUGUGGUCCUUUGAUCGGACGUACCCGCUGAGGAUAUAUGCAGGACACCUGGCAGAUGUGGACUGUGUCAAAUUCCACCCGAACUCAAACUACUUAGCGACAGGCUCAACCGACAAGACCGUCCGGCUGUGGAGCGCCCAGCAGGGGAACUCGGUGAGGCUCUUCACCGGCCACCGUGGCCCCGUGCUGUCUCUUGCCUUCUCCCCCAACGGUAAGUACUUGGCGUCUGCGGGCGAGGACCAGCGGCUGAAGCUGUGGGACUUGGCCUCGGGGACGCUUUAUAAAGAACUGAGAGGCCACACAGACAAUAUCACCAGCCUGACCUUCAGUCCAGACAGUGGCUUGAUCGCCUCUGCCUCCAUGGACAACUCGGUGCGCGUGUGGGACAUCAGGAACACCUACUGCAGCGCGCCUGCCGACGGCUCCUCCGGCGAGCUCGUGGGCGUGUACACCGGGCAGGUGAGCAACGUGCUCAGCGUGCAGUUCAUGGCCUGUAACCUUCUUCUGGUGACUGGAAUCACACAAGAAAAUCAGGAACAUUAAUUCUUUUCUUUGUUGGAACGGACCGGGGAGCGGUGGGAGGCCUCCAGUUGCGGUCCUCCCACGAGCUGAGAUUGAAUC